Messenger RNA from Symbiodinium sp. CCMP2592, 471 nucleotides. The record is from the annotation of a GenBank genome assembly. NCBI's taxonomy places the organism in Eukaryota, Dinophyceae, Suessiales, Symbiodiniaceae.
AUGCGGGAGGGGAGGCCACACCGCAAUCAUAUAUUGUGUUCUGUCUCCUCGUUGAAGCUUUUGAAGCCUUGGCAGGUGCUUCAAGAGCGGGAGGUGUCCCUAGCCAAGGAGAAGCAAGUGCAGGAAAACGCACUACGGGACGUGACGAAGGCGACCGAUGUAGAGGUGGCCGGGUUGCGGCUCAGCGAACGCGCAGGUCGCCUCGCGACGAGAGAGAAGCGCAUUGCGGAAGAUGAAGCUGAGCUGUUAAAGCGGGAGCGCGACUUGGCGGCCAGGGAAGCAAAGCUGGAGGCCCGGCAAGAAGAGGUUGCCGAGGCUGAGUCCCGAAACAUGCACGAGUUCGCAGCCAGGAGGCGUUCCGUCGAGCAGAGAGAGCUACGAGCAGCCGAGCUCGAGAGUCGACUGGCGGGGGGCCCUGCGCCCUUUGCUUUCACUUGUGCUGCACGCAGUUCCGCCACUUCCGCUUCGUGA